Molecule: messenger RNA, 2323 nt
Organism: Nicotiana tabacum (common tobacco)
Lineage: Eukaryota; Viridiplantae; Streptophyta; Magnoliopsida; Solanales; Solanaceae
Source: RefSeq, a predicted model, not a curated record
AAAUCUAAUAAGAUCUCUCCGCUUCCUUUCCAAGAUUCCAACUCCUCGUUUUCCCUUUCUCCUUUUCUAUUAAAUUUAUAUAAGUAUAUAAAGUAUCUUCGGUCGAUGAAACCCCUCUCUUUCUGCCCAAUCCGAUUUUAACAGAUCGGAGAUUUUCAAGUGUAUGUUAAGAUCUUACGAAACGCUAAGACGGCUGACGGCGACGGCGCAUUCGAGGAGAGCAGAGUCCAGGGAGAACUGAGAGAUGACGCGAUUCCAAGUGGGCGGGAAAGUGGUGGAGAGUGUGGAUUUGCUGAAGAAGAGACACUGGUCUUGGCGUUUCGAUGUUUGGCCCUUCUUUAUUCUCUACGGCGUUUGGCUCCUAACUAUAGUACCUAGUUUAGACAUUGCCGAUGGCUUCAUAGUUCUUGGUGCCCUUGUUGCCUUUCAUGUUCUCGUCUUCCUCUUCACUGUUUGGUCCGUUGAUUUCAAGCGCUUUGUUCACUAUUCCAAGGUGGAUGACAUACAUCAAGCAGAUUCUUGUAAAGUCACUCCAGCUAAGUUCUCUGGAAGUAAAGAAGUCGUGCCUCUUCACUUUCGAAAGUUGGCUGGUUCCUCGUCCUCUGAGGAUCUGGAGGAGAUUUAUUUUGAUUUUAGGAAGCAACGGUACAUCUAUUCAAAGGAGAAAGGAACUUUCAGCAAACUUUCGUAUCCUUCAAAAGAGACAUUUGGAUACUACCUUAAGAAUACUGGCCAUGGAACUGAAGCUAAAAUUGUUGCUGCAACUGAGAAGUGGGGCCGGAACGUGUUCGAAUAUCCUCAGCCAACAUUUCAGAAAUUAAUGAAAGAGCAGGUCAUGGAGCCUUUCUUUGUAUUCCAGGUCUUUUGUGUGGGUUUAUGGUGCUUAGAUGAAUACUGGUAUUACAGUUUGUUCACUCUCUUUAUGCUGUUUAUGUUUGAGUCAACAAUGGCUAAGAGCCGGUUGAAGACCCUGUCUGAAUUAAGACGCGUAAGAGUUGACACCCAGACCUUGAUGGUGUAUCGCUGUGGAAAGUGGGUGAAACUCUCUGGCACUGAAUUGUUACCUGGAGAUGUUGUGUCUAUCGGGCGUUCUGUUGGUCAAAAUGGAGAAGACAAGUCCGUACCUGCUGACAUGCUUUUGCUAGCUGGAACUGCUAUUGUGAAUGAAGCUAUUUUGACAGGCGAAUCUACUCCACAGUGGAAGGUUUCAAUCAUGGCUAGAGGAACAGGGGAGACAUUGUCUGCUAGGCGAGAUAAAGCCCACGUACUUUUCGGUGGAACCAAAAUUUUGCAGCAUACGGCCGAUAAGACCUAUCCAAUGAAGACCCCUGAUGGUGGAUGCUUGGCUGUUGUUCUACGAACUGGGUUUGAAACAAGUCAAGGCAAACUUAUGCGGACUAUUUUAUUUUCAACGGAGAGGGUUACUGCUAACAGCUGGGAAAGUGGGCUUUUUAUUCUUUUCUUAGUCGUAUUUGCAUUAAUAGCAGCCGGCUAUGUUCUUAAAAAGGGGCUCGAGGACCCAACAAGAAGUAAAUACAAACUGUUUCUGAGUUGUUCAUUGAUAAUUACUUCUGUUAUCCCUCCCGAGCUGCCAAUGGAGUUAUCAAUAGCUGUUAAUACAUCUUUAAUUGCUCUAGCACGACGAGGGAUAUUCUGUACAGAACCUUUUCGGAUUCCAUUUGCUGGGAAGGUUGAUAUUUGUUGUUUCGAUAAGACUGGAACCUUAACAUCCGAUGACAUGGAGUUCUCAGGGGUUGGUGGAUUGACUGACAGUGAGGACUUAGAAAAAGAAAUGACUAAAGUUCCAACUCGUACGCAGGAAAUUCUUGCUUCUUGCCAUUCUUUGGUUUUUGUGGACAAUAAGCUGGUGGGUGAUCCUCUUGAGAAGGCCGCCCUUAAAGGGAUUGAUUGGGGAUAUAAAUCAGAUGAAAAAGCCAUGCCAAAAAAGGGUGGAGGUGAUGCUGUUCAGAUUGUGCAGCGACAUCAUUUUGCAUCUCACUUGAAAAGAAUGGCUGUAGUUGUUCGUGUUCAGGAGCAAUUUUUUGCUUUUGUCAAGGGUGCACCAGAGACAAUUCAGGAAAGACUCAUUGAUGUCCCACCAUCCUACGUGCCAACCUACAAGAAAUACACCCGUCAAGGAUCACGUGUAUUGGCUCUGGCUUUCAAGUCUCUGCCAGACAUGACAGUUAGUGAAGCCAGAAGCCUGGAGAGAGAUAUGGUGGAAAGUGGGCUUACUUUUGCUGGUUUUGCGGUGUUCAAUUGCCCCAUCAGAGGAGACUCGGCCACUGUCUUGACUGAAUUAAAACAAUCAUCUCAUGACUUG